AUGGAGGUGGAAGGGGCAGGGGCAUCCCCGUUCGAAGGCGAUAUGCCGUCCUCGUUUGCAGCCGAAACCUUUGCCGCCGAGGCCAUGGCGGCAGACAUGGACCCGUGGAUAAAGUUCGACUCCAGAAAAACCCCCAGGUCGGAAUUCGACGACUGGCUGGCGAGCAACAGGCCUUCCCGAGUGAGCAGAUACGGCGAUGAGGAGCACGGCGUUAGCCCAGUGGGCUGGAUCGCCGUGUACGGUCCAAACUACAGCCCCUGCACCGGCGACGUGGACGCUCUCCAGGAGGACUGGGAGAAACUCGUCGCCAGCGAGCGCCCAGUCAACUUCCAGAACAUCAAGGAGCUGGCCUUGAACCACGAUGUCCUGGUGGGAAAGUGGCUCAUGUACCUUGACUCCGGCUUCAAGGUGGACCACGCGUGGGAGUGCGUGGCUAGAGCCACGGUGGACGGAAAGAUCUUCAGUGCUAAAGUCAGCCCAAACGACUAUAAAAGCAGCAGGCACGUCAUCUGCGUUUACAAUAAGAACUUCACCGACGAGAGCCAAGUGGUCCAACUGGACGCUCAUAUCCGAGCCUCGGGGGUCAAAUGCCAGCUGUCCUACAAGCCGGACGUGUACACGUACCUGGGAAUCUAUCGGAACAACCGCUGGAAGCUUUGUCCCACAAUUUACGAGAGUAAAUUCAACCUGGAGUGUGUUCCUAGGCGCUCUCACAUUGUCAACAAAGUCACCAAUCUAGAUGUCACAUCCUGUAAGCCUGACCACUAA
This is a messenger RNA of Nerophis lumbriciformis (worm pipefish), 768 nucleotides long. The record is from RefSeq and is a predicted model, not a curated record. NCBI's taxonomy places the organism in Eukaryota, Metazoa, Chordata, Actinopteri, Syngnathiformes, Syngnathidae.